This is a messenger RNA of Perognathus longimembris pacificus (Pacific pocket mouse), 5818 nucleotides long. Its product is annotated as germinal-center associated nuclear protein-like. The record is from RefSeq and is a predicted model, not a curated record. Bases 1 to 5718 code for a protein of 1905 amino acids. Gene Ontology annotation, biological process: mRNA export from nucleus. Gene Ontology annotation, cellular component: nucleus; transcription export complex 2; cytoplasm. Gene Ontology annotation, molecular function: nucleic acid binding. The transcript has a single exon. NCBI's taxonomy places the organism in Eukaryota, Metazoa, Chordata, Mammalia, Rodentia, Heteromyidae.
AUGAAUCCAGGGAACCCUUCUGGUGGGCAGCAGCCUGGUGCUUUUGCAGCAUCUCCUCGUAGUACCGGAGGUACACUUCAGGCUAAGCUACCAUUUGGAUUUCGUCAGCCCUUGAGUUUGGGGCAAAGUAGUACAUUAUCUGGGAAGAACCCGGUCUUGUCACAGGUCCCCAGCUUUGGAGCACCUUCUGGAAUAAGUUGUGCCUCUAAAGAACCAGCAUUUGGCCCCACCCAAACCUCAAGUGCUGGACUGUUUUCUGGAGUUGAACACACUGCUUUUGGAGCUACAUCCGGGCCUUCAAGUUCACCUGUGUCUGGAAACCCAGGAUUUAAACUCCCAUCAUCCACCAGCAGUGGGGUUUUCCCAAGCACUUCUACUUUGGGACCAGAAGCUGGAGAAACAGUGAGCUCUGGCUCCAGGAAGACCAAAUUCAGCUUUAAAAUUCCAGAGGACUCAGUGUUCAGACCUGUCCUGGGGGCAGAGUCUGAGCCAGAAGAUACACAGAGCCAGGUUCCUUCUGGAUUUUUCUCUCUUCCCCGUCUACUGGGUAGUGGACCUGGCAGCCCGAUGCCCCCUUUGUCUUCUCCUCAGGUGACAAGUAAUUCAGCUACGGAUUCAAAUUUUAUCUUUUCAAACCCAGCUAAUACAAAUAGCUCAUCUGCUUUUGCUCCUGCUUUGUUAAACCAAACUGUAGAGGAGAAGAAGAGAGGUCCUGGGCCAGUGUUUGGAGGUGCCAGUAGUAGCUUCAGCUUCGUCAUAUCUUCCGGGUCUUUAGGAGAACCCUUCCCUGCUAGCAAAACAAGUGCCAAGCAAGGGUGUGAGGAAGCAGUUUCCCCAGUGGAGCCCCUUCCCAACCUCGUGAAGGGACUGAAAAGGAAAAAGAGCCAGGACCGCCGCUCACCAGGGCGGCAUGGCCAGGAGGUGGUGGGAGACUCUGACCCUCUGUCCAGGGGUGACCAUCCUCCAGGUAAACGCCCUGCCCGCUUGAAUCGGCCCCCGGGAGGCGCUUUGUUCGGCCGGAAGACAAAGGAGGUCUUUGAAAGCAAUAAAGCAGCAGGCCAUCUGCUCCACAAGGAGUCUAAAGGGCAAAGUUCAUUUCUGCCAUCUGGGGAAAGUGAAGCAUCUCCAGGGAGUCAGUCUGUCCUGAACCCUUCGGGGCUUCCAGGUGUGAAUAGAGAGCAAGAAACUGAAAGGAGAGAGAGAAAAGCUUCUGUGAGGGGAACUCCCGUACGCCAGAAUAAAAGACGCCAGAGCACAGACAGUCUUGGAGGUUUUUCUCCCUUAGAGACCAAGGCCAUUGAGUGCAAGAACAUCCCCGAUCAUCUCAACGACAGGGCCUUUCUGGAUAACUACUUCAGGAAAGUGGCUAAAGUACAGCGCAUUGACACCUGGCCCAGCAGGAAGCUUGCAGUGGUGCACUUUUUUGAUCACCCAUCUGCAGCUCUGGCUCGAAAGAAAGGGAAACGUUUGCACAAGGAGGUAUCUAUUUUUUGGCACAAGAAGAUAAUGAGUCCCAACAAGAAACGCAUUUCCCCGAAGGAGAAGAAACCUGGUGAUGGGGCAGCUGGCCAGGGCCUGAGGGACGCAUCCUUCCCGCAGUCUCCACUGGACAAGCGCCUGGGGAGGGUCGCCCCCGGCAGCCCCCUGAAGGCGAGCUCCCCCGUGAAGAAGCCACGGCUCCUGGAGGCCCAUGGAGGUGAGGGGCACCCCUUCGACGCUGGGUCUGAGGGCUCUGGGGGCCUGGGGCUGUGUAUGUCCCCUCUCAGUGGGCUGAUAGGCACCAUGGCCGAGACCUCGGAGGCCAAGUACCGCGUGCUCGCCGAGAGAGACAGAAUCCUGCGGCGAGCUGGGGAGGAGAGGAAGGAUCUGGGCCCUGCAGGGACGGUGGUGGGGACCUGCCCGGACAUGUGUCCCGAGAAGGAGCGGUACCAGAGGGAGGCCCGGGGGCAGCUGAGUGUGUUCGAGGUGAUCCCAGGGACACGGCGGGUGGACCACGCGGCGGCGGUGAAGGAGUACAGCCGCUCCUCCGCCGGCCAGGAGGAGCCCCUGGCGCACGAGCUCCGUCCCCCGGCCGUGCUCAGCCACACCAUGGACUACCUGGUGACCCAGAUCCUGGACCGGAAGGACAGCAGCCUGCGGGACUGGUACGACUUCGUGUGGAACCGCACGCGAGGCCUGCGGAAGGACAUUAUGCAGCAGCAGCUGUGCGACCCCGCAGCGCUGUCCGUGCUGGAGCGCUGCGCCCGAUUCCACAUCCACUGCGCGCACUUCCUGUGCGAGGAGCCCCCGUCCACCUUCGACGCCGCCCUCAAUGCGGAGAACCUGAGCCAGUGCCUGCGGAGCCUGCGGGAGAUGUACGGGGAGCUGGGGCGCCGAGGGGUGCCCUGCCCCGGCGAGGCCGAGUUCCAGGCCUACCACGUGUUGCUGCACCUGGACCGCGGUGACGUCCUCGGUGAGGUGCAGCGGCUUCGCCCCGAGCUCCGCGAGUCCCCCGAGGUGAACCUGGCCAUGCAGGCUGCAAUGGCGCUGAGCAGCCACAACUUCGUGCGGUUCUUCAAGCUGGCACGGGCAGCUCCGUACCUGAGCGCCUGCCUGCUGCACCGCCACUUUGACCUGGUGCGCAGGCGCGCGCUUGCGGCUCUCAACGUGGCCUACACGGCUAGCGUCCGGCGGCCCGCGCGCUUCCCCCUGGACGAUGUGGCACGCAUGCUGCUCUUCGCAGACACCCGGGAGGCCGCCGAUUUCCUCUGCACCCACGGGCUCACGGUGUCCGAGGGCCACGUGGAGCUGACUCGAGCCCGAUCCCAGGUCCCGGAGCCUGAGGGGCGGCUCCAGGCCCAGAAGUCGGUCUUCGUCACGCGGAAGCUGACAGUGUCAGUGGGGGAGGUCGUGAAUGGGGCGCCGCUGUCCCCCGCCCCAUGCCUCACCCCCGCGAACAGCUUUGGCUCCCACCAUGAGUACCUCGGGGCGAGUCUGGCAGAGGAGCUGCCCAGCGGUGCUCAGAGGCCCCGCACCGAGGGCGCGGGGGGUGCAGGAGACGCCGCCAGGGCAGCUGGGCCGAGGGCGGCCCUUCCUGGGCUCUCCCCGCCACCUCCCGCGGGCCCCGUCCUCUCCCUUGCCCCUUUUCCCCGCGCCCCAAUCCCGGCUGCGGCCCCCAGCUUCCCGCAGCAGUCCAUCCAGCUGCAGCCCCGGUUGCCCCGGGCUGUACCCGCCGACUCAGAGGAGGCUCAGCCCGGGCUCCCCCCGCCGCCUCCCGCGCGCCCCGUCCUCUCCCUCGCCCCUCUUCCCCGCGCCCCCAUCCCGGCCGCGGCCCCCAACCUCCCGCAGCCAUCCAUCCAGCUGCAGCCCCGGCCGCCCCGGGCUGCGUCCGCCGACUCAGAGGCGGCCCUGGCGGCCGUGGCAGAGGAGCUCCUCAGCGAGGCGGUGCGGGGCGGCUGCGAGGCCGUGGGCACCGCAGGGGCGGCCUUCGCGGCCGCGGCGCUGGCCGUGUCCGACGCCGCCCUGGAUGAUCUGCUCGCAGAGCUGACGGGGCUCGAGGUGGCCGAGUGCGCGAGGGAAGCCUGCGCCGAGGAGGCCGCGCGGUCCCAGGAGGCGGAGAGUGAAGCACGCAUGGCGCGCUGCACGGAAGACAUCUGUGGCUGCCUUCUUGGCACUGUCCUGGCUGAGGAGAUCGCGCAGACGGCGGGGGAGGCGCUGCGGGAAGGCCGCCGCUCCCGCAGGUUCCUGCAGCGGUGGAGGGCGGCCACCGUGGCCGCGCAGAGGUCACGCAGGGGCCCCACAGCGCCCUCGCCCCCGCAGCUGCUCGGCAGGGCGGCCUGGGCGCCUCUGGACCUGCCGCGGCUCCUGGCCCAGCAUGUCCCUGGGGCCCACGCGCGAGUGUUCUGGAAGCUGGUGCUGGUUCUGCCUCGUGGAGAAGAGCACACUCCGGGAAGCCCCAGCGGAAUCCUCGCCGAGUGGCUGAAGGUCAAGUUCCUGGGUGAGGGCGGUGGGGCUGGCGAGACGCAGACCCGGGCCAUCGUCCUGCGGUCUGGCCGCACAGCGGGGCGGGCGGUGUCUGUGCACGUGUGUGUCCAGGUGGACCCGGACGCCCCAAGGGUCGGCACCCUGCAUGCCCUGGAGGCCCCAAAUGCCCUCCUGGGCACCAGCGGGCUAGUGCUGCUGCUGCCCCCCAACGUGAAGAGUGAAGAUGGCCAGGGAGAAGACGGGCUCGGGCUGCCGGCCCGGCUGCAACAGCUCCUGCGGGCGAAGCCCUGCCACCCCGCACUCCCACUGGUGGUUCUGGUUCCCAGCUCCAGACGACAUGGACCGGGGAAGGAGGUGGAAGAUGGCUUGAUGCUGCAGGAUCUGGUGUCAGCUAAGCUGGUGUCCGAGUAUAUGGUGGUUGAGAUCCCCGAUUCCAUCCAUGAUGCACGUGCCACGGAGCAGGUGACCCAUGUGGCCCAGUGGCUGGUCUCACGCUGCCCUCACGCCCCGGACCUUUGCUGCCAGACUCUCACUCAGUAUGUUGAGGAUGGCGUCAGCCUGGCAUUCAGUGGCCGAUUUUUCCAGGAUCGAAAGGAGCGGCGCCUGGCUGGCCUGGCGUCCCAGGAGCCGGGAGCCAUCGUGGAGCUCUUCAACAGCGUUCUGCAAUUCCUGGCCUCUGUGGCAUCCUCAGAGAAGCUUGGUCAGCUCUCCUGGCCUGUCCCUGAGUUCGCCGAGGCGGGAGGCCGGCCGUGGCUUCCUCACCUGCACUGGAACGCCCCGGAGCACCUGGCCUGGCUAAAGCAGGCUGUCCUUGGGUUCCAGCUGCCUCAGUUGGCCCUUCCACCCCCAGGAGCUCCCUGGCUCCCCAUGUGCUCCAUGGUGCUCCAGUACGCCUCCCAGAUCCCCAGCUCCCGGCAGACGUGGCCAGUGCUCCAUUCCCAGGUGGAAAGCCUGCUCCGCCAGACCUACCUCCGCUGGAAGAGCAAGAGCUUCUCCCGGAGCCGGCAGGCAGGGCCCUCGGUGGCCGAGGUUCCCUGGGACGACGUCCUCGCCCUGUGCAUCGACCACAAGCUGAGGGACUGGACACCCCCUCUGCUCCCUCUCACGUCACAGGCGCUCAGCCAAGAUGGGCAGGUCUGUGUCUAUUUCUUUAAAAAUGAGUUGAAAAAAUUUGAUGUUCCUUUGUCAUGGAAACAAGCCAGAGCACAGACAUGGAAGGAGCUACAGCUGACUCGGCCACGUGUUGGGAUAAAGUCCUUCUGUCCUUCGGCAACCCAUGUUCCUACUCCAUUGCUUCAACUGCACCAACAAGGGAAGAGGAGGACAGAGUGUGGCCCGAAGGGGAGGCCCGGUGCAGAGGACCUGAUGCUCGGAGCCCCUGCUGAGGAGCUCCUCAUCCAGCGUCUGUCCGGGAGCCUGCUGCUGGAGAAGGAGGAGAACGAGAGGUUUGAAGAACAACUUCAGCAGUGGUUGUCUCAAGACUUGGGUUCAUGGACCGAUUCCACUUCCCUUCCCCUCUACCUUCCCCAGACACUAGUAUCUCUUCCUGGUACUAUUGAGUCCAUGGCGCAAGCAUCUACCGUAACUCGUCCACGGACUGCAAGGACCAGGGAGCAGCUGCGGCCUCCAGAGCCACUGGGCACCUCUCUGACUGAACGGCUGAAGCACCUGGAAAAGCUGAUCCAGAGCUCACGCAAAGAGGAAGUCGCCUCUGAGCUCCAUCUUUCUGCACUGCUGGACAUGGUAGACAUCUGAGCAGCCUGACCAAAGACCUGGUCUUCUUGCCAAAUAGUGUCUUUUUACAAUUAUGUUAUUCCCAGAUGCUUCAUGCACUUUUGCAAAUGUGAUUAUAAUU